Candoia aspera is the source of this 3321-nucleotide messenger RNA. Its product is annotated as zinc finger protein 436-like. The record is from RefSeq and is a predicted model, not a curated record. NCBI's taxonomy places the organism in Eukaryota, Metazoa, Chordata, Lepidosauria, Squamata, Candoiidae. Gene Ontology annotation, cellular component: nucleus. Gene Ontology annotation, molecular function: RNA polymerase II transcription regulatory region sequence-specific DNA binding; DNA-binding transcription factor activity, RNA polymerase II-specific. Gene Ontology annotation, biological process: embryo development; urogenital system development; regulation of transcription by RNA polymerase II. Bases 85 to 2148 code for a protein of 687 amino acids. The transcript is spliced from 4 exons.
UUAGAGUUUGGGGUUGUUGUUUUAAUUUCGCCGAGUGUGCCGUUGCAUCAGCAGUUCGGAAGGGAGCCGGAUUCAGAAACCCAAAUGGAGGAACAGGAAGCGGCAGGAGCCGAAUCCCGGGAGGGCUUGGAGGGCAGAGCACGAGAUCUUCACGUGGUCCAGAUCGGGGCCACCGGGGAGUUGCUGGAAGGGGCCGUGCCCCCCCAGCAGUUUAAGCAGGAGCCGGAGGACCAGUGCUGGGAGAACCAAUUACAGGACUUCCUGAAAACCAUGCAGCCGCCCCGUUCGGGAUGGAGGAACCCCCGGUCCCCCCACUUUAUGUUAGGGGAAGACCCCAAGUAUUGUCCACCGUCCUUCAAGAGAGGAGAAGAUGCCAGCCAGUGGCCGAAAGUAGAGUGCAUACCUCAGACCAUGUUGGGGGACAGCAAGCCCUAUGGGAGUAGCCAGGAGUCACCCGUGAAAGUGAAGGAAGAGGUCCUGGAGGAGGACCCCGUCCACAUGGAGAUGCGGAGACAGCGAUUCCGCCUCUUCUGCUACGAAGAAGCCGAGGGGCCCCGGGAGGUGUGCAACCAGCUCUGGGAGCUCUGCCACCAGUGGCUGCGGCCAGAGACCCACACCAAGGAGCAGAUCCUGGAGUCCCUCAUCCUGGAGCAGUUCAUGACUGUCCUGCCUCCAGAGAUGCAGAGCUGGGUCCGGGAACACGGGCCAGAGACCUGCACACGGGCUGUUGCCCUGGCCGAGCGGUUCCUGCAGGACGCUGAGGAGCCGGAGCAGAAGGUGUCAGGAACUUUAGAACAGGGGUUUAAUUCCCCCAAAUCAGACCAUUCCCCACCUCAUGUCCUGAAGAUGCAGCUCCCUUUGGAAAAGAAGCAGGAGGAUGACUGGGAGGCCACCUUGUCAGGGAACGAGCAAGUUCAAGACGAGGAAGAGGAAGAGGAGUCUUUCCAGUCCAACCAGCCCGAGCCAACGGUUAGUGGCGGAUUGUCCCUGGAAAGAGCAUCAGGGAAGUGUUUCCAAGGCGCUGAGCUGGACGAGAACUCCGAGGGUCAUCCCGAAAACCAUCCUGGGAAGGCGGCCAAACGCUUUGAGGAGAGCGGCAAGAAUUCCCGGGAAAGCUCCUUUCAGGAGGGGAUUCCUCGGCACGUGGACUCAGGGGAAGGUUCCUGCAAGAGUUUUGGCCCCCAGGAAAUUCAGCCGAUGGAGAAACCCCACAAGUGCUCGUUCUGCGGGGCGAGUUUCUAUGAGAGAACUCACCUCAUUAUCCACGAGAGGAUCCACACCGGGGAGAAGCCCUACAAGUGCUCGGUCUGCGAGACGUGGUUCUCUCACCCCUCGGAGCUGAUGCGGCACGAGGAGACCCACAUGCCGGAGAAGCCCCACAAGUGCGCCGUUUGCGGCAAGAGCUUCAACCAGAAGGCCUCCCUGAUCACCCACGAGAGGACGCACACGGGGGAGAAGCCCUACGAGUGCUCCGAGUGCGGGAAGAGCUUCAGCACCAGCUCCCAGCUCAUCACCCACAAGCGGGUCCACACGGGGGAGAAGCCCUACAGCUGCUCCUACUGCGGGAAGAACUUCAACCAGAAGGCCUCCCUAAUCACGCACAAGCGGACCCACACGGGGGAGAAGCCCUACGAGUGCACGCUCUGCGGGAAGAGCUUCAGCGCUUGCUCCCAGAUCAUCAACCACAUCCGGGUGCACACGGGGGAGAAGCCCUACGAGUGCCUGGAGUGCGGGAAGCGCUUCGGGAGCAGCUCCCACCUGACCGACCACAAGCGGACGCACACGGGCGAGAAGCCGUACAAGUGCCCCGACUGCGGGAAGAACUUCAGCCGGAGUUCCAACCUCACGGCCCACAGCCGGAUCCACACAGGGGAGAAGCCAUAUAUAUGCUCAGGGUGCGGCAAGAGCUUCAGGCAGAAGGCGUCCCUCAUCACGCACAAGCGGACGCACACGGGGGAGAAGCCCUUCGAGUGCGCCGAGUGCGGGAAGAGCUUCAUCUCCAGCUCUCGCCUCGUCAGCCAUAAACGGGUCCACACGGGGGAGAAGCCCUACGAGUGCUUGGAGUGCGGGAAGUGCUUUAUAUCCAGCUCCCACCUUCUAAGCCAUAAAAGGGUCCACACGGGAGAGGAACCUUUGAAAUGUGCGUAGAGAGGAGAGCGUGGCUGACGGGGCACCACCCUUCCCGGGCUGGCUUCCGUGGAACUCUGGCGGGGAAUCCUGUACCUCCGGGAUGGCGUAGCAUCUGUAAUUCCGAGGGCCGUUCCGCUUCCUUGAUGUACCAUGAAAGUUUUUUAAAGAGCCUCGUUCUUUUUUUCCUAAGCCCAGGGACAUCCCUGCAAGAUUCACGUCUGUAUCGGUCAGGCUGGCUGGCGCGCGCGCUGGCCACUACGCAUCUUCGCGCGCAUCCGCAUGCAGAAGGUGCAGGCUUGGCUUGCGUGAACAUUGCUCCCGACUUCCUGAAAGAGGUGGAAGGUAUCGCCCAUUGAUGUAAACGCCAGUGGGGCACAUAUCAAGCUGGUGGGGCCAAAGGGUUGACCCAGCACAAGUCUGUCUCACAGCGUCCCCCGGGCCAUCUUUGCCAGUCCCAGCAGCUGACGGCGUGAACCGGCCGUGCCAUAAGAUAGAGAAUAGCUAAGGGGGAUUUUGACAGGGAGAUAGCUGGGAAAUGAGGAAAUUUUUCCAGGCACUAUAUCUUUCUCCCUGCCUGCCAUUAAGAAAACCUUUCCCCAUUAUUUUAUCAGCUAAAAGAACCCUGAGUAGUCUCUGCUCUGAAUAUUGCAAAAGAUCUAGGAGACACUUUACCUGUGCAUAUUUUACAGGCCUGAGCAAAGUGUUCUCCAGCGAUCCCCCCCUUUCUGCCAGGAAACUGAGGAUUGUGGAAUGAUGCCCAAGUAGCUGCAGAGAAGAACUCAAGGCUGGGUUCACACAACACUCUAAACCCUAAUCUCAGGUUGACAAGCACAAAUUGCUCAAUGUUAGUCACCUAAAACACUAAACCAAUAAAUAUUUAUGGCUUAAUGGCAUGGCCCAAUGGCAUGGCCCAGUUCACUCAACUCUCUGAGGCAAGGAGAGAUUAGCCCCAUUACAGCCUAAUCUAGUUUGUUGGGCAAACUCAGCCUGGAUCAGGGGCACUCCCGGGAUACGUGGGCUCUUGUCACUGCCCAGGCUGCCAUGUAGGGGCGGCUGCUCUGCCUCUCUUAGGUCGACAUCGUAGUCCUGUAAUGUUUGGGGGCCUGUGGGCUGAGUUGCCAUCAUGCUGUGUUUGAUGGGCGACGGGAAGCAGAAUGCAGGGCUAGAUGGGGUGAACUAGCCAACUUCCUC